ACGUCAUUGCAGGGUUGUUUGUGCAGCCUCGGCGGCGGUGGUGACCCACAGUGAUUCGGCCACCGCGCCGGGGGGUGGGGGGGCUCCGCGGGACUCUUUUCUUUCAGACUGACCGCGGGGCAGCUGGGGAGCAUGUCGACUCCGGCCCGGAGGAGGCUCAUGCGGGAUUUCAAGCGAUUGCAAGAGGACCCACCUGUGGGUGUCAGUGGCGCACCAUCUGAAAACAACAUCAUGCAGUGGAAUGCAGUUAUAUUUGGACCAGAAGGGACACCCUUUGAAGAUGGUACUUUUAAACUAGUAAUAGAAUUUUCUGAAGAGUAUCCAAAUAAACCACCAACUGUUAGGUUUUUAUCUAAAAUGUUUCAUCCAAAUGUGUAUGCUGAUGGCAGCAUAUGUUUAGAUAUCCUUCAGAAUCGAUGGAGUCCAACAUACGAUGUAUCUUCUAUCUUAACAUCAAUUCAGUCUCUGCUGGAUGAACCGAAUCCAAACAGUCCAGCCAAUAGCCAGGCAGCACAGCUUUAUCAGGAAAACAAACGAGAAUAUGAGAAAAGAGUUUCGGCCAUUGUUGAACAAAGCUGGAAUGAUUCAUAAUAGACAACUGGUCUGUUAAUUUUUUUCAUCAUUGUUGUGUAUAAUUUACCUCUCAGUAGAAAGGCUAACAAAUUUUAAGUGCCACAGGUUUUAAGGAUUCUGCAGAAAAAAAAAAAGUCCUUCAGUUUAGAACCUACAAAAGCUUGUGUAUCUUGAUUAAUGUACUUUUUAUUGCAUGGUGUGAACUAAGUUAUUGCUUACAUAAAUUUGUAAUAUAUCCUGUUUGUAUUUUUUUCCAAGUGUAUAAUGUUGGUGUGGAGUUUUCAUGACAGAAUAAUACACAUUUUGUAAAUCUG
Molecule: messenger RNA, 887 nt
Organism: Suricata suricatta (meerkat)
Lineage: Eukaryota; Metazoa; Chordata; Mammalia; Carnivora; Herpestidae
Gene: UBE2B
Product: ubiquitin conjugating enzyme E2 B
Exons: 6
Coding region: 133-591 (152 amino acids)
Biological process (GO): proteasome-mediated ubiquitin-dependent protein catabolic process; protein polyubiquitination; DNA repair
Cellular component (GO): HULC complex
Molecular function (GO): ubiquitin conjugating enzyme activity
Source: RefSeq, a predicted model, not a curated record